Messenger RNA from Cajanus cajan (pigeon pea), 1296 nucleotides. NCBI's taxonomy places the organism in Eukaryota, Viridiplantae, Streptophyta, Magnoliopsida, Fabales, Fabaceae. The record is from RefSeq and is a predicted model, not a curated record.
AUGGAGAUUGAAGACUCUUUUGUUCUAACUGAUUUUUUGUUUCAAUUUCUAGACACGUAUGCAAUGGAAGUAGAGCAAGGGAAGACUUACCUCCUGAGAAUCAUCAAUGCUGCCCUCAAUGACGAGCUUUUCUUUGCCAUUGCGGGUCACAAUUUGACAGUAGUGGAGGUUGACGCUGUUUAUACAAAACCAUUCACCACUCAGGCUCUACUAAUUGCACCUGGUCAAACCACAAACGUUCUGGUCCAAGCCAACCAAGUUGCAGGAAGGUACUUCAUGGCCACCAAGGCUUUUAUGGAUGCUCCAAUUCCAGUUGACAACAAAACUGCCACAGGUAUACUGCAAUAUAAAGGCAUUCCAAACACUGUCCUCCCCAUCCUUCCGCAGUUGCCAGCUAGCAACGACACACGUUUUGCUUUGAGUUACAACAAAAAAUUAAGGAGCCUAAACUCUGCUCAGUACCCAGCUAAUGUUCCUCUAAAAGUUGAUAGAAACCUCUUUUACACUAUUGGCUUAGGCAAGAAUUCUUGCCCAACAUGCCUCAAUGGAACCCGGCUACUUGCUUCCUUAAACAAUGUAUCUUUUGUGAUGCCACAAAUUGCACUUCUCCAAGCUCACUACUUCAAUAUUAAGGGGGUUUUCAGGACUGAUUUUCCUGACCACCCUCCAAGCCCUUUCAACUAUACUGGUGCACCGCUAACCGCCAAUCUUGCCACUUUAACUGGCACGAGAGUUAGCAAGAUUGCUUUCAAUUCCACAGUGGAGCUAGUUUUGCAGGACACCAAUCUCCUCAGUGUUGAGUCACAUCCAUUCCAUCUUCAUGGCUAUAACUUUUUUGUUGUUGGAACUGGGGUUGGUAACUUUGAUCCUGCUAAAGACCCCGCUAAGUAUAAUUUGGUAGAUCCUAUUGAGAGGAACACAGUUGGGGUUCCAACCGGGGGUUGGACUGCAAUUCGUUUUCAGGCAGAUAAUCCAGGUGUUUGGUUCAUGCAUUGUCAUUUGGAGCUGCACACUGGUUGGGGGUUGAAAACGGCUUUCGUUGUGGAAAAUGGACCAGGACAAGAUCAAUCUGUUCUGCCUCCACCAAAGGACCUUCCAACUUGCUAACCAUCCACGAAAACUUAGCCAAAGAGAAUUCGAAUUUAACAAUUUCAAUGUUUUUUACUUUAUCUUUCUGCCCAACCGUCCUGUGAAUGUUGCAGAAGGUUGUUAAUUGUGAUAUAAAAUGCGCAGAAGCUUGUGAUUUCAAGGAAUUCUUGUAAUUAAAUUUCGAAAACAAGAAUAAUUGAUUGAUUC